Molecule: messenger RNA, 678 nt
Organism: Knipowitschia caucasica
Lineage: Eukaryota; Metazoa; Chordata; Actinopteri; Gobiiformes; Gobiidae
Source: the annotation of a GenBank genome assembly
AUGGGCUGGUUGUUCCGCAGUCCAUCAGACAGAAGUAACAGUCAAGAGGACGCGCAGGGGGAGGGAGACUCAGGGAGGGAGACUCAGGGAGGGAGACUCAGGGAGGGAGACUCAGGGAGGGAGACUCAGGGAGGGAGACUCAGGGAGGGAGACUCAGGGAGGGAGACUCAGGGAGGGAGACUCAGGGAGGGAGACUCAGGGAGGGAGACUCAGGGAGGGAGACUCAGGGAGGGAGACUCAGGGAGGGAGACUCAGGGAGGGAGACUCAGGGAGGGAGACUCAGGGAGGGAGACUCAGGGAGGGAGACUCAGGGAGGGAGACUCAGGGAGGGAGACUCAGGGAGGGAGACUCAGGGAGGGAGACUCAGGGAGGGAGACUCAGGGAGGGAGACUCAGGGAGGGAGACUCAGGGAGGGAGACUCAGGGAGGGAGACUCAGGGAGGGAGACUCAGGGAGGGAGACUCUGGGAGGGAGACUCAGGGAGGGAGACUCAGGGAGGGAGACUCUGGGAGGGAGACUCAGGGAGGGAGACUCUGGGAGGGAGACUCAGGGAGGGAGACUCAGGGAGGGAGACUCAGGGAGGGAGACUCAGGGAGGGAGACUCAGGGAGGGAGACUCAGGGGGACACUUUAAAGAGCUGCAAGCGGCCAUAGAGCACUCGCAUACAAGACACUCAUGA